Molecule: messenger RNA, 12636 nt
Organism: Porites evermanni
Lineage: Eukaryota; Metazoa; Cnidaria; Anthozoa; Scleractinia; Poritidae
Source: the annotation of a GenBank genome assembly
AUGGCGGCCUUGGAAGACAAAGCGAUUUGGGAAGAUGGCGAGGUAAUUUUAACUGCAUACGUUUCCGCUGAAGUGCGGUAUAAGUGUCUUCAUAAGCAAUGAAGAGACUUACUAUGUUUCUAAUGACUUACUUUUGCCUUUAUUCGAAGGAAAUGGACGAGGAAGUUCUACGAAUGCAGACAGACGAAAUUGUCAGUCGAGCUCGACUGUUAGACAAUGAAAUUAAGGUAAGAUUUCGUGCGAGUUUGUUAUGUUUUCUUAGUUGCCAUCACCGGUGACUAAUGUUUUUUCAUUUGAAUGUUCAAAAAUCCAAAGCGUGAUGUCGUAAAAGGCCCUCUCUCUUAGUCUAAAGUUUAAAUGACCUCUGAUUGAAAAUUUUUAAUUGUCAUGAAGCUUAUUUCUUUUUUUCCGAUCAUCAAACAUACCGUAAACUUCUGAUUUUAACCCCCCGCCCCCGAGUUAUGGCCAAUUGACCUGUUAACAAGAAAAUACCUCCAAUUAUAACCCCUUCUAGAUAUAAGCCUCCCAUCAACUUUGGUAUUGAAAUGAAUUCGAUUUAUUAUGACGUUUUUAAUGCUUAUAUUAGGGAGCUUAAGUAAAGACGUUUUUGAGCGAUGCACAUCAACCGGAAGUGAGGCCCUCUCCCUUUUUAUAUGCCUUGACGCUAACAAAUUUGUAUUGCUAAGUUUCUUUUCUCUUAUAAAGAGAAUUUUCCCAAGCGUUUUAACCAAACCACUCGCCAAUGAUGCAAAAAGUGCACUUCCAGUUGACGUCCGUUGCUCACAAACACUUUUGCUUAAGCUCCCUAUUAACAAAAAAACCUUUAAAUGCAAAAGGUAUUUUGAUAAAUGCUGCCGGCUUGUUUGAAAAUGCUUUUUUGAUUCUGGUUAAAAGCCUCGCAAAUAUAACCCUCCACCUUCCUUCAUUUAGAAGCCUUCCCAAAACUCCUUAUGAAGAUGCAUAAGCCCAGGGCUUAGUGUCAGUUUACAGUAUGCAUUCAUGGUUCUGAAAAGAAAAUGCCUGAUAUUGUCAGGGUUCUCAUUAAGUGCCGGCAGCCGGCUAAAAAAUCGGCUACUUGGAGGCUUGAGCUAUCUACUUUUUGGGGAAAUAGGGUAAAAUUAGAGAGUGAAAGCCUGAAAUAUUGCCUUCAGCACUCAGUUACCAAGCCGCCAACUUUUAUAUCCUAGCAGUCUACUUUAAAAAUUAAUGAGAACCCUGUAUUCUCAUCCUUUAAUACUGUGUUCGCUGAACAGUGUUCUCACCAGGAUUUUACCUUGGGGAGUCCCAGGGCCCCCUCUUCUGGGAAAUAGGGGCCCUGUAAGAACAUUAGGGGGACAAAGUUACAAAAAACAUGCAGUAUGAAGAACCUGAGCCCGCACUCCAAAUUGUCUGUUACAUGAAGUACCUACCUGAUCCAAUAUGGCGGAAGAGGUGUUUACGAUUCGGAGGAGGAGUUUACGAUGUAGUGGGACGUGCAUGGGACCAAUGAAAGUAAAGGCAACAAAAUUUAAGACUUUGACUCAUUUGAUAUCAUGUUUUUUAUUUAUUCAAACAAACAGAAUGCUUUAGUGUUAGGUUGACCAUUAAAACUGCUUAAGUCCGUUUGACUCGUAGCCUGCCCCUGUGCCCUAACGGGUGCAUCUUCUUGGUUUUAAUGCGCCAUUUCAGUUUUUCUUGCGGGAAUCCCGCAAGGCCGCGGCCUGGUGAGAACACUGGCUGAAAAACCAUGUUUCAGGCAACUUGUGAAUAUUUGCUUCUUAAUACAAUGCUUUGGUUUGUAUGUUGUUUGCCCCACUGAGUAAUCCUUGUUUACUGCUCAUAAACAGAUAAUGAAAAGUGAAAUAAUGAGGAUUAAUCAUGAGCAACAAGCUAUGAAAGAGAAAAUCAAGGUAACUUUACUUUUAAAUUCCAUUUUCUCUUCCUGUUAUUCUUCAUUAAGAGUCAAAAUUCUUCUAACAAUUUGCAGUAACUUGCUCAAACUUUUCUGUUUAUUCAGGAAAAUGCAGAGAAAAUAAAAGUGAACAAAACGCUGCCAUACCUUGUGUCAAAUGUGAUCGAGGUAAGGUGGCCAACAGUCAAUGCCUAAAUUACAGCAUUAACACUUCUUUUACUCACUCAAGAUUUUUGAUAACAAUUUUGGCACUAAAAGGGUUCAUAAUGCUUCACUUGCCAAGUCUGGUAGCUUUGAAUUUGAUGAAAAAGCUAAGUGCCAAUGUACUGUAAAUAUGUGUUAAGCUUGAAUUACACAGCCCUAUUUGUGUUCCCUUCUGGAGGUGGUACAAGUAUUUCCACAUGGUCAUGUGAGCCAACAAAGGGCAAACCAUUUCAAGAUAAAGGCAGUUCCUUCUUCCGAAGUACUUUAUUGCCCCAAUUCUUGGUUCAGUCUAAGGGAUCAAAGCUGUACAUGUAACUCUACAAACCAGCUCUCUACCUACUGAACUUACUCUGAAAGCCUUGUUUAGCAAUAAUUUUAAUUUAUUAACACAAUCUGUCACUCACUCACUUGCCUGAGCAAGUGCAAAACUAGGCAGUUGUGGGAUGUGUUGUUUGUACAGUUUCUCAUCUUGGCAAGUAGUUUCUACCCAAAUAAAGAAAACUAAAUUCAAACUUAGUUUAGCUUUUGAAUCACAGGGUUGAUUAUCGCAUUCAAAUCCAUGCGUGACGUUAUUUACGUGUAUUUACUAAGUCAACCACAGUGCCUCUAGAGACUUUAUUACUUGUCUGUCACGACUGGUCCAUGCCAGUGUAAUCCUAAGUCUAUAGUUCUCAUGUCUAGAUAAGGGACUGGACACUUCUAACUCAGUGAUAGAGGUCUGGUACUAGUUUAUCACAUUGUGUUGGUUUCAUUUUGUCCUCUCAUCAUUCUGUGUUGCAGUCAAUUUUCAGUUUGAGUUGCUUAUUAAACUUUGUCAUGAAAUGGAUGGACUCCUAUCCACCAGUGACAAUAACAGCAUAUGAAAAUUAUAUUGUGUCUUUAUGUCUUAACCAUUUUAUUUUCGCUAAUACUGAAACUGCUAAAUAAUAAUUAUUGAACCCCCACUCCGGACUGAAAAGUGAAACUUUGCGAUCACUUUGGUCUAUAUUGUUCAUUUUUGUGUACCUUACACAUGUACCUGUCCUGUCUCAUGUAAAAAGGGAAAAACUAGUGUAUUUCAGGCUGAAAAGUGUUUGUUUUUUUGUUUUGCAGCUGCUUGAUGUUGACCCUCAAGACAAUGUAUGUUUAUAUUUGUUUGAUUUUCCUUGUACUCAAUUUAGGAGAUUUACAGAUCAUAAUAUAACCCAAGGAAAAAUAUUGAGAAAUAGUUCAUAAUAAAAAUGUUGUACAAUCUAUUGAUGGAAUGUAAAAAGAAAUUGCUGGAUGGUGUUGUUUGUCUUCCUAGAGUAGUUUUGGGCAUGGAAGAAUGGAAGUAGCAGGGUUUUUUUUAAUUAAAUGUGACCUACUCUAAUUCCAGCCUGAUUUGAAAUGUGGUGUAGUGUCCAGAGUGGAUAUAAAUAAUUUUCGUGUAACUUUUUUUAGUCUACUCUGUAGUUUACUGCUAUUUCCUGUAAUCAAAGUCUUUCUUUUGACCUUCUGUGCUCAUGCAAGCAUUGCAAUGUUAUUUUAGUGCCCCACUCUUUACAUAAUUAGUUAAAGAACCUUUGACCUGCUUUCAGGCUGAGGAAGAUGGUGCUAAUGUAGACUUGGAUUCACAACGAAAGGGAAAAUGUGCAGUUAUAAAGACAUCCACAAGACAGGUACAGAAUGCUUGUUAUCAUCAAUAAUAUUUUAUUUAAAAUGUUUCAGGUUUAUCCUGUCUUGUCUUUAACUGGUAGUUAGUAGCCUAAGUACCAGACAUUAUCCAGUGGAAAAGCUUAAAAUAAUAUAUCCUUUUGUUUACCUUUAUACUCUUCUUUAACAUUUGUCUUGAACACAUAGUGAGGUUCACUUUAAAUACUAUGCUGAUGAGUGAGGUGCUGUUCAAUAUAACUGUUCUAAGGAAUAAUACAUCAUCACCUAACCUUUUGCGUGAUGUGGCAUUUACGUGGCCGUCGGGAGAGCUGUCAUUUAGGUUAAGAAAGUGACUUAUUUUGGGGGAUUUUUCUAUCCAAACAGUCUUUGUAUAAGAAAAAGAAUUACUUUAAUGUUUAUGAGUUCCUCAAGAGAUAAAUUCACACUUUCAUAACAAAACUCUGUAACAGAUGUUUGUGUUGGUUUCCAGCCACCAUGUUCGUCUCCCUCAGCAUGGCGUCUGCAUACAAAGCUCUAUAAAUUUAGCUAUAACAUUUUCUGAAUCUCACUUAAUGAAACAUUGCACUGACCUGAAUGUUGUCAAGGUCCAAGGCUCAAUAUUUACCUUCUUUCAUUUUCUAGAUUCUGGACUUAAAUUACUGAAGUGUUUUGAUUUUGAUUUUUGAUGGCGUUACAGUGACAACCAGCAAUACACUUUAUGUACCAUGUUGUUGUUCUUUUUCUCCUUCUAGACAUAUUUUUUACCUGUAAUUGGUUUGGUGGAACCUGAAAAUUUAACUCCAGGAGACUUGGUGGUAGGAAUAUUUUACUUGUUAAAGGCAUUAGUAAUGAUUGUUAUUAUAAAUUUUAAAUGUCUUCACAGUGGUUGAAUAUAGCACAUUAUGUGUAUAUCUGUAGUCAAACUGUAUAUUUUGAUUAAUACUUAGAGUAUUUUAGCAGUUUUUUUAGACUUGGAGAAUAAAAUAAAAUAACCUUUUCUCCAACAAGUAGAUUUGUUUGAGCAUUUUGAUAUUGUACAAAAAUUUUAUCUAUUGUAUUGAUAAUUUAUAAUGUUUAUCGAUUUUUUGGGGGAGGAUUUAUUUGAUACCCUUAAUAGAUACACCCAAUGUAAAGUGCUUUUUCUGUUUGUUUUCAGGGAGUUAACAAAGAUUCUUACUUAAUAUUGGAAAAGUUGCCCCCAGAGUAAGUAUUGAGUCACAAGUACCUGAACUAUAGUCUGCACAUACAUGUUGGUAAAUUUGUGUAAAAUUCCAUGGCGACAUGUAUACAUGUACAUGUAUAUGCCAUCAUUAUCACCAAUAGCACCCAUAUCGUACCAAGUGUUCUAAGCUUGUACUUAUUUGUGUUUUUUAUUCAGCUUCGUACUACUGUCACUGUUAAAAGAGCUUUAGCAUCUAAUAAUUUCUGAUUUUGAAAAUUAACAGGUAUGACUCACGUGUUAAAGCCAUGGAAGUUGAUGAGAGACCCACUGAACAGUACAGUGACAUAGGAGGACUGGACACCCAAAUACAAGAGGUAAUAGCAUUGAUGAUGACAUGUUCUAAAAUUUGGUCAACAAAAGUCAACCAUAGAUAAUAACAUUACACAUUGAUGACCAGUUAGUCAGUAAAUUUAUUUUGUUAACGAAAGUGAUACAACAGUUGUUUAUGCGAAUUGAAGGCCCUAUUGAAAGGGUUGUUGAUGUAGAUUUUGCUUUCAGAUCGGAUCAUACUGCUUCAUGUAGGGUUUUAUGUGACACCAGGGGCAUUACUAUCAUGUAAGAUUAAAAAUAGCAUGUUAUCUUCCUAUUUUGUGAAAAGAUUACCAUUGCUAUGGCCAUGUAAUAAAUCACAACUUUAGCAGAAAAAAAUAUUAAAGUGAAAUGGUUUGGUAUUUCAUUUAAUAGUGUUUAUAUAAGAAAUAUUUCGCUGGAAGAGAAAUUUUGUCUCUUCGCGCAGCAAUGUAAUAUCCUCUAUUUAUUUGUUUUAAUAUCUGAACAGCUUGUAGAGGCCAUUGUUUUGCCCAUGACACACAAAGAAAGAUUUGAGAACCUUGGAAUUGCACCACCUAAAGGUAAUACAAAUGUAUGUUGUUAAACAUGAUCAAAACCUGCCAUUUAUUUGUCACCACUCUCAGAACCAGUUUUGAAGCUGGCACAUGUAUAGAAAACUUGGUUUGCGACAGGAGGGGUACAGAUUUUAUUCAUAGUAUGACCCUACAUGUUCACAAUAAAACAUCUAUAAAGUAAUAUUAUUAUUGCUAUUUCAAGGUUUUUUUUGUAUUCCUUUUGACUUAUUGUUGCCUCUCCACUAUCUUUACAUAACUAAAUAAGCUCUUUCUGUCUGGAAGUGGUGCCAAUAUUGCUUUGCAAAAUAACCCAACUCUUUUGGCAGCCAACACUGCUUACCCAAGGGCUGUGUAUUAUUAAAAACCAUUCCACUUGAUUACAUCAAUAGUGUCCAUUAUUUUGUUAAUGUUAUUGACUCUGGCCAUUAUUCUAAAUACCUAACAUUAACUUUUAUUCAGGUGUAUUAUUGUAUGGACCUCCUGGCACAGGCAAAACGUUAAUGGCAAGAGCGUGUGCAGCACAGACAAAGGUAUAAACUGCUAAAGCAUCUGGAUUGGGCUACUUGUACAUUGUCUUUUAACCAUUUGAAACAUGCACAAAGUAUCGAAAGUAUAUCAUUUCAAUGUAUAAUGAGUUAUGAUAAUUUUCUCAAUUUCUUGUUGUUGUUAAUUUCUUUGUAGUCGACCUUUCUCAAACUUGCUGGUCCUCAACUUGUUCAGGUAAGGUCUUAACUUACAAAAUUUAUAAGUUGUUCUUAACCUUUGUGAUAAAAAAAUAUUAUUAUUUCAAUUAAUUUUGUGUGGUAGGUUAAGUAAUAAAAACUAAAUGAAAAUUAAUAAAUAAAAAGAUUAGUGAAGAAACAAUUGAAAAGACUGGUAAAAGAUUUUUAGUUGAUUUUUAGAUUUUUGUUAUUAUUCCAAUUAAUUUUGUGUGGUAGGUUAAGUAAUAAAAGCUAAAUGAAAAUUAAUAAAUAAAAAGAUUAGUGAAGAAACAAAUGCAAAGGACUGGUAAAAGAUUUUUAGUUGACUAUCUUAAUUGUUUUUGCAGAUGUUUAUAGGUGAUGGUGCAAAGCUUGUAAGGGAUGCAUUUGCUCUUGCUAAAGAGAAAGCUCCAGCCAUUAUCUUCAUUGAUGAACUGGAUGCUAUUGGAACAAAGGUAAGCUUUAGAACAUCUCUUUAUUUUUGUUUAGAGUUUUUGCAGUUUAUCCUCCAUGUUAAGAAUCUCCAAAGCCAAUUCCGAUUGUUUGAAAUCAGGAAUGUGAACGUGCUGAUCACGCUUUGAUUGUCUUUAUAGAGAUUUGACAGUGAAAAGGCUGGAGACAGAGAGGUAAUAGAAACUUAAUAAUGGUAAUAGGACUGAGUGGAGUCCAAUUCAGUCUGUAAUCAUACCUAGUGAUAAACAAAAUCUGAUAACCACAUAGCAGGAGUCUGAUUUGUUUAAUCAUGAGUAUGAUUACCGACCAAAUUGGACGACACAAUUGUUACCAAUUAAUCAUGACUACAACAAAAUUUGUGAGAUUUGAUCCUUUUUUAAAAUUAAAACACAAGAAAUUAGCCAUUUAAGUACACGCACCCAGUUGCGCAUACUGUCCAAUUACUUAGGCAUGACAUGUACUGUCCUAUUACACUGACUUAUCAGUGUUGAAAUCAGGACAGUUGAUAGCCAAUCAGAUUUGAGAAUUUUGUUAUAGUUAUGAUUAUAUUUGUUAUACUUCAUUCAGUAGUCUUGAAUACAUGUUUGGAUGACCUUUUUUCCUUUUAUGCAUAAUAUCAGAUAGGAGUGAGAGCAAUCACCAUACCACCCAUAGUCUCCCUCGCAGACGUUUUUAGUAUUGUCACGCAACGCUCCUCCCCACAAGGAGGAGCAUUGCGUGACGAUACUAAAAACGGCUGCGAGGGAGACUAUACCACCCAUCGAUGCCAUAAUUAUGUGGGUUGUGUUUGUUGUUGGUUGUCUUCUCUGCUUGGAGAGUUUUUUCUCGUGGUACUCUAGUUUUUCUCACUCCUCAAAAACCAACAUUUCCAAUUUCCAAUUCUAUCUGGAAAGUGUCUCCAGUUUGUUGAGGAUGCUGUAAGAGGGCCACAGGUUUAUCAGUACUUGGAACUUUCAAGUGUCACCCACUCUAAAGAACUUUAGUUAAAUGUUUGUUCUUUUCUUUGUUUGAUCACAAAGAUCACUAAAAAAAAAAGGUUCAGUGAUUGCAGGUUAUAUGGAGACAACCAUACUUCAAUGGUCUCAGCAAUGACAGCAAUUUAAAAUGUAGUAUUGUAGUUGCAGUAACAGCUGAGAUAGAGUUCAGUUCUAUAUAAAAAUGGUCCAUUUGGUCAAUAUUAUCAUAGUGUUGUCACACUAGACCAGGGUUUUCACUAAGAAUUCUAGUAGCAGGAGAAAGGUGUAACUUUAAAGGUGAAUAUUGUGAAAGUGUCUCCAUGUUUGAAUAGAAAAUAUUCAUAGGCUAUCACCCGUAAGCAGGAGAAUUCUGUGUAUUAAACAGAGAAAUCUCCAAUCUCCGAUGCUUAAUGAACACCCUGCUGACAGUUUCCAUUUAAUGUCAUUUUAACUGUAAAUUUAUUAUUAAUUUAUAUAUGUGCAAUGUAGUAUAUGUAAUAUUAAGGUUCUAUAAAGAAGUAUUGUUCUAGACUUCAGAAGUAAUCCAUCGCCUUAAUGUGACAAUACUGUUUCAUAUGAUCAAAAAUGACCACAUUCACCAGGCAAUUACAGGGAAACAGACUUAUUUCUUUAAUAAUUAUUGCUCCAGUAAAGUCUUGAGCUCUCUGGGAAAUUGCUCUUUCAAGUGAUAAUAAGAUUCUUUUUAUAUUGUGGUAAUGUGCAAGAAGCAUUAAUGAUAACUACCAAUUUAUUAAUAAAACAGAUCAGGUACAUGUACACAGUGUGCGACUGUCAGUGAUCAUAGUAUUUUUAGCAAUAACCUGGAAACCAAGCUUUAAUCUUGAGUGCAGUAUUUGAUCUUAUAUGACUGAUAUUUUAGGUACAAAGAACAAUGUUGGAACUGCUGAAUCAGUUGGAUGGAUUCAGUUCUCACCAUGAUAUCAAGGUGAAAUAUUAUUAUUAUUACUGGCUGUUAUCACUGAAGUUUUCCUAAUUUUAGUUUGUUAAGUUAAAGCUAAUUGAUUCUUUAUUCAGUUAUUUACAAACUUCACCAAAAAGCCUGGAACACUCACAGAGCAUGCUUCUGUCUUUAAUAUCUCAGUUGAAACGUCAUGCUAGAAGAUGCUUUCUUGUUGUCAACCCUUGAAUUCCUAAGAGUAACUAACAUCAGUUUUCUCCCAACAAUAUCACUGCACCCAGUUAAGAGAAAAGGUGUUGAGAAUUACAUGCAAAUGAUCACCAAAACGAAAAUGUUUUGACCUUUUGUCAAAUUCUGUAAGGAACUCAGCGAGCCAUGAUUGUGAAUAGUUAUUAUUAUAUGAAAAAAACAAACAAACAAAAACGAAAACAAUCAUUUCUGAACUGUAGAUGAACGUAAUGAAUGGAGAUGUGAUCCUCACAGUAUUUAAAAUUCCUUCAAACUCAUUCAUUGUACCAGUUUAGAGUUCAGAAGGUUCAAAUUUACAUCCUUGCAUGAUUACAGUCGAAUCUCUUUAACAAACAAGCUGUGGCUAACUACAGUGUAAGUUGCCUAUAGACUUUUUCACAUCUUGAUUACUUGUUUUUUUUUCUUUUGAAGGUUAUAGCAGCUACAAAUCGUGUUGAUAUUCUCGAUCCGGCCUUGCUACGAUCAGGUUUGACAAUUUACUCUCCAUCUUUCACUUCAAGUGUGUGUGUGUGUGUGCGUUAUGUUGAUGGUCACAUUCUCUUGUAGAUUCCGGGUCAGUCGCAGGAGUGUCUUUUUUUUCUUGUUAUGCAACUCUACGAGACCAGUGCAGUCAAGCAACAGGGCUAAUCUUGUUUUGCUUGACCUUGUACACAUGAAUACCUGUGACAGAGACUAGUUUAAAUUAUUAACAUGAACCACCCAGAAGUAUUAUUGUUUUCCUCUGGAUGAGAUGCGAGUGCAUUGAAAGGUUUCUGGCAACAGUUCCAACAGUUUAUUUUGUUGGAAUUCAUUUACAGUAUAAACCUCAUUAGUAAAAUCCAACUAGUGGUCUAUUAUCAAUGCUGCAUUCUGAUUGCUUGAGCUACUACUAGGCUAUAUGUUAUAGCCCACUAGUAGCGAAAAGCACUGGCUUUUGUUGUGGCAAAAAAGGAUUUAAGUCUAGCUUUAACUAGCUCAAAUUUUUUUUAUUCUCGAUAUUUUGACUAACUAGUUGGAUUUUACUAAAACAAUUAUUCCUCUCGCCCUCAUGGCCUCCGAGUCAAUGGCCCAUUCGGCCUUUAGCCUCAUGGGCUACUGACUUAGAGCCCAUUCAGGCUUGAGGAAUAAUUGUUAAGUUUCUUUACAAUAGAGGGAUAAAAUAACCCAGUAACUUAGAGGAGCUCAAAUUCGAACUUCCAAAUCUGAAGUCCCAUGCUUUAACUAAUACAUCAACGUGCUUUUCCAUCAUUUUACCCACCUAACGGCAAGGAAAAUUUCCCUUGUUUGUGACUGUAGGACGACUGGAUAGAAAGAUAGAAUUGCCUAACCCAGACCAAGAAGCCAGAGCAAGAAUUAUGCAAAUCCACUCCAGAAAAAUGAAUGUCAGGUAAAUCGAGACACAUUUCAUGCAACAGGCGUACACCUGAAUCUUAUCAGUAUUUAUUUAUUUUUUGUCUGUGUUAAAUUUAGUUUUAAAGUUGUCUCUAAACAAGUUAUAUUGGGUAUGCACUGUUCUUCAACAUCUUUUGACGUAACACAAACAGAGUGAUAUGUUUUUCCUUUCUGCAGCCCUGACGUAAAUUUUGAUGAGUUAUCCCGUUGUACAGAUGAUUAUAAUGGCGCAAUGCUGAAAGCAGUUUGCGUUGAAGCGGUAAGCCAGAAGAGCAUUCUCAGUUUUAGGGUCAAAUAUGAUUAUGUUUACUUGGUGAAGUGGCUCUCUCCUCCUCUAACGUUAUUAGUGAGCUUACGCAACGGGACGGGGGAGAAAAGAACACGGCAAACCUUGUGUGACAAGCGUGACAAUAAUUUUGUUUGAAACAACUUUUUCGCCGAACUUCACCCUUCUUUAAACAGGUCUUUUUGUCAAGAUCAGAAAACAUUAAAUUGAGUGAAGGUCACCACAAAACACAUAAGUAAUAGGCCUGUCUCGUUUGUCACACACACAAGCGUUUUGCCGUUCUCUUCUUUCUGCCGUCCUGUUGCGUAAAAUCACUAUCAUCAUCAUCAUCGUCAUCUUCAAUCAGUGACUAACUGUAAAAUUUAUAAGUUAAACGAGACUUCCCUGUAAGUUGAAGUUUGACUGUAAUUCUAUGAGAUACCAGUCAUUCGCCAUAAUGAAGGACUACGAAAAGGCGAGACAAACUACGCCCGCAACUACUCCACGGGCUGCUCGCACUUAUCUUAAAUGACUCACUGGUGAGUAGGACUGGUGUCGAAAUAGAAUUAAAUGCAAUAGUGGCUGCCUCUGUUACGGUUUUCCGCGCUUGGCACUGAUUGGUGCUUGGUCGUUAUCUGCUCCUACAAUUUGCCAGUUGUUUUGGUUUUAGAAAACAGUAAGGGCUUGCUUUACCUUUUUUUUGUUGUAAUUGGUUGGUCAAAGACGUAAAGUCUUGGUUCACUUCUAACCAGUCAAAGCAGUAAUGAACGCAAAACAACGUGGAUUUCUCAGAGCUUAGGUCACCCGUGCGCGCUCGGGCUACUGCUGCUGCUUUUUUAUGGAGUGUAUGUAAAACCAGGAACAGGCCUGGACUAUUCCAACGGCAUGGUUCAAGGUUGUUUUGGGGUGUUCCGGGCCUGUCCCCGGUUUUAUGAAACCCCUUCUCAUGCUAUGCUAAGUAUCAUGGUUUCGGUUUUUAGAGUCAUUUCACAGUACUGUAGGUCAUAGAAUUUUGCCGGUUCCAGCCCAGAAAUUCUAUCUUAUUCAAUACUCAGUAGCACUGCAACAUUCUAACUUUUCUUAGAAACUUGCAAAAAUCGGCCAUGGUUCUGUUCGUUUUCGUCCUUUCAAUCUAUUGCGAAAGAGAUGACAGUAAGAGUAAAACUAACUUAGUGUUUGGUAACAAAACAAGGUCCCUUUCCCCUUAAUUUUCUAUGGUCUGUACUGUUAUUGAACAUAGCUCUUGACCAAUCAGCGUACGAGAAAUUGCUCAGCUAUGGUAAAAUUCUUGUUCUCUACAGGGUAUGAUCGCCCUUCGACGUGAGGCCACAGAAGUCAUUCAUGAAGAUUACAUGGACGGAAUUAUGGAAGUGAAUGCUAAGAAGAAAGCUAACCUGAUGUACUAUGCCUGAAGAAAAAAAUGUGCUGUGUUUGAAGAAAAGACAAUUUAAUGUUGUGCUCUAACCUUUUCACGCCUUCACCACAAAACAAGCCUCGCGAAGACUAUCAAUGUUUAUUCCUGACCUUGGACUUGUAAUACUUAUGUAAUAAUUCUAGGUCUGAAAUGUAAGCAAAGCAGUUUUCGACCGUAUCCUUAACUUAAAGACAUGGGGACUACGAAUUACAUUAUCAUUCGUUGUCGCGUGACUAAAUACUCAUGAGUUUUGGACAGCACUUAGCUGAGUUUUCUCACAGGAAGGCACUGAGACUGUCUGAUCGAAAGCUACGUUGCUUAAAUUUUAGAUCUCGUGAAUAGAAUUAUUAAAUACGUUCUACAAAGUUGUAUUUAGUUUGUUUCUAUAUGUAAGAAAAUAGAUUAGCUAACAGAACUCCCCAAUACCUUCCAUUCUAAAUGGACACUUUGAAAUAAAUAUUAAAGCUUAAGAAACAGAAAACUACUGCUAGUACCAUUUAAUAGCCCUAGCUACAUUACAACUGAUGUCCUC